Theobroma umbraticum is the source of this 1281-nucleotide messenger RNA. Its product is annotated as CSL zinc finger domain-containing protein. Gene Ontology annotation, molecular function: metal ion binding. Gene Ontology annotation, biological process: protein histidyl modification to diphthamide. The record is from RefSeq and is a predicted model, not a curated record. Gene Ontology annotation, cellular component: cytosol. Lineage: Eukaryota; Viridiplantae; Streptophyta; Magnoliopsida; Malvales; Malvaceae.
UCUCAUCCCAAAUCUUGCACAUGUUAAACCACAGCAAACACAAUUUAUUUAAUUCCUUUCUUCACCCCAAUCUCUCUUUUUUCCUUUUAAUUCACAAAAAGAGAUAAAACAUAAAAGGAAAAAAAACCAUAGCAAUCGAGUUCUAAGACCAUCUUUAGUGCCUUUGAACAAUAUUGAAUUUUAUACAGACAUUCUGCCAGAGCUCAAAGUUUUUCACGAUCUUUCAGAGGUGUUCAGAAGAAUUGGAGAAGGAAGUGUGCCCAUCAUGAGGAGAACGAUCAUGGUGACACAAAUGAUGGUUGUGAUGACGAUGAUGAGGAUGAUGAUUGCUGCAAUUGCAGAUGAUACUAAUGGUGUUUUUAGUCCUUGUGAGGAUUCAAAAGUACAGAAAUCAGAUGGAUUCACCUUUGGUCUUGCGUUCUCGAAGAAGGAAUUUUUUUUCUUUGAUAAUGUUCAGCUUUCGCCCUGUGAUAGUCGGCUUGCCUUAGCCAGUAAAAUGGCCCAACUAGCUGUAUUUAGGCCAAAGGUGGAUGAGAUUUCUCUCCUUACCAUCAAUGGUAGCACUCCUCUUGCAGCAGGUGGAUUCAUGGUAGCAUUUGCAGGAAGGAAGUAUGCAGCCAGGUCAUUUCCAGUAAUGGUUGCAGAUGAUCGAAAUACCAUAACUAGUUUCACUUUGGUACUUGAAUUCCAUAAGGGUACUCUUCAAAAUUUACACUGGAAAAGUUUUGGUUGUGAUUCAUGUUCUGGGGAGUCUGCUGUUUGCCUCAACAAUCAAGACUGUGCAAUGCCAACCACAAAAUGUGGGCAUACUGGGUGCAGCUUGGGCAUACAGUUAGCAUUUUCUGGCACAGACAAGAACCUUGAACCACUGAAUUCAUGGUAUGAAGUGAACAACCUUCGCCAAUAUUCUCUCUAUGGCCUAUACUCAGAUCUGCGUGAUUCGAUUACCGAUUCUAUUCCUGGUUUUAUUUCCCACCAAUAACAAGCUUUUCUAAGCCUUCCACUGGCUUAUUCAACAGCUGAGGAUGAACACGAUGGGCCUGAACUAAAUUAUAUGUAUAACUAGGAAGCUAAAUAGGCCGGAGCUAGUUACCCGUCCAUGUCAAUGUAUAGCUAGUUUAGCACAAGAAUGCGAUGGAUAUUUGGCUGUUGUUAUGAAUUGGUUGGACUUUGCCCAUAUCUUUCAGGGAAUUGUGCACAGAAUGGUUUCAAAGAAUAUUAGGGGGUUGCUUCGCCGUUCAUUUUCUCCACUUUAUGCAUCCGAAGCUGACAAUGAUGAGU